Populus euphratica (Euphrates poplar) is the source of this 527-nucleotide messenger RNA. RefSeq lists its product as uncharacterized. Bases 113 to 421 code for a protein of 102 amino acids. The record is from RefSeq and is a predicted model, not a curated record. NCBI's taxonomy places the organism in Eukaryota, Viridiplantae, Streptophyta, Magnoliopsida, Malpighiales, Salicaceae. The transcript has 2 exons.
GAGAGAUUUGGAUAACACCCCCAUGCCUUCUUGCUUUGAAUAUAUAAUGUUCCAAUGCCUUAUAAAUGAUGCAUGAACCAUCCACAUUGUUUGGAGCUUGGCAAAGACAGAGAUGUCUUCUGGGACAUUUGCUAGAGGUGCACACACCAUGAAUUCCAUGUUUUUCAAGCCAAUGAUUCGAAAAACCUACCACAAGAAAAGUUCCGCCGACACAAUACGUGAGACAAUGAAGGUGGAUGCCGAGGAAGUGAGGAACAAUAAGAGCCAUAUGAGAGAGACUGAUAGCAAUGGUUGGGUUCCACAUGAGAGGACUGGAAUUUAUUAUCCAAAGGGCCAAGAGAAGGUGAUGGAAGGCAUACCUCCAGCAGCCGAAAAGGAUGUUGAUGUGGUCAAUUGGUUUUCACACCAUGGGGAAUAUUGAGCAUAUUUUAAUUGUUCUAAUAUUUAAAGCUUAUAUAUGAAACCCGAUUCUUGUUUUCGGAUUAAAAUCCAAAUGUAAUUGAAUCUGUGCUUACAUUCUAAGAAAA